UCGCGCGGUCGAGCUCAGAUUCUCGGAUCGAUUUCUGGACUCUCCAGUCUCUCCAUUCACGUGAGACGACAAAAACCGAUCACAAAAACGAUCGAUUCCAACGGAAAAGAUAAGCUCAGAGAAAUCGUUAUUGGCAAAACUGACGCGAGAAAAAACUACGAAAUAUCAACAGUUGAGCGCGGCGCAGAGGAGGGGGAGGGGGAGAGCGAAGUCCGAGAGUCGCUCGAUAUUAUCGUUCGAUGUAUCGUACGAUGGCGUCGUCCGCCAUGUUGGCACGCGCGUACUAGUAGGGCAGAAUUACCGCCAAUUCUCUCUGUAACGUAACGUGCCGAGGGUGCCACGCCGCGACGCUCCUCUAUGCGAGAGACGAAAACUACGUUGAGUUUAGUGCACGGCAAGAAAAAAUUCUGUACAAUCGCGAAAGUCCGGGGAGGGGGGUCUCGUCUCGUCCCCUGCGACAUCUCCGACGGUGGUCGUCCUCGUCGUCGUCGUGGUGAUGCUGUCCUGAUUACGUCACUCCCCGCGCGUUACUAUGCCUGGCCACUAUUGCUGUGUAUGUGCGAGCAACGAGGGUGUUUUCCUGGAUAUCACGCCGGAUAAUCAGGAUGCGUUCGGCGAUCAGGUCGAAGCGUGCCUCUCCACCAAGAUCAACGACAUCAUUGAUCUGUCAAACAAGAUAUGUUACAAGUGCGCGUACGAGUUAGACCAUUGCACGAAAUUCGUGCAGAAGUAUAAGAAGUCUCACGGACCGGAAACAAAGAAGGUCAACCGUCAAAAGGCGUCGACGCCAUGCUGCUUCUUGUGUUACGAAUUAGUAAAGAGUGAUCGUAUCUUCGAUCUCGCAAAAGACAAUAACGUGUUAUUCAAUCCUUUACGGAAGAUUCGCAGCAUUUUCAAUGACGAGGUCUGUAAGAAUGGCGAAUCGAAGCUAAUAUGCCUGACGUGUCGAUACAACUUGGACGUGUUGUAUGAUUUAAAGAGAGUAUAUCAGGAAACAAUCAUCAAUUUAAAAGCUCUGAUUAAUAAAGAGAUAAACUAUUCAAAUAUUCCAAAGGUACACACAGAAGUUGUAAAUCGCAAAACGACUAUCACCACAUUUCCAGACGUUACAUUUUAUGGUUCAAUAAAUUCCGAUAGCGACAGUAACGAAGAAAGCAUGGCGCGUAGCAGCAAGCGACGCGGCAAGGGUCGCAGGAGCAGCGCGCAAACCAAAUUACAAGACGUCAAGUUGAAAGUUAGAAAUUGUGACAAGUGUCAUAGUACGGUUGCGAACGGUAUCGACAUGUACAGAUUUCAUCGCACGGGUUUAACCGUAUGUAAAAAUUGUUGGAUAACGAUGGAUCCGAAUGACAAACCGCAGCGUCGUAAGCGUCAGUCUAAUCUGGCGGAAACGAAAUUAUGCGCGGUUUUUUUGACGGACGUCAAGUUGACGGACAUCAAGGAAUUGUGUAAAGAGAAGACGCAUGAGGAGGAUAAGAGUAAGGACAGUACAUUGUAUGACAGUUCGCAGGACGAGACAAAAUCCUCCGGAAGUAGUCCUCGAAGUGUCUCUCCCAGGACGAAGAAUCACAUAGUUAACGGUAAAGCGAGACAAGGAAAAAAGCGACGAAUUGACGUGGAGAAACCGAAAGACGAUGACGUCGAGCGUACGCCCCCGAAGAUGACGAGAAUGAAUAGAGAGAGUGCGAAUGCGAGCGAGACGAAAUCGAUAACGGUAUCAGUCGAUUCGGGACCAUCCAGUAGUACUCAGUCUGUGAGAACACGAGGACACAAAAAGAAAAUAACUGCAGACAAAAGUUCGGAUUCGGACGGUUCUCUCAAGCAAAAGGAAACGCAUAAUAAUAUCAAAUUGAAUGACCAUGUAAAUAAGACGAGUAGUAAAAAAAGACAGAAAGUUGAAGAGAAAAGUUUGAAUAUACGUACAGACUCCAGCGACGAGACAUCCAAUGAAGAGAGUAUGAGUUUAAAGAGCAGGAUGAAAGGUAUGACACGCCUUCCAUCGUCUGCGUCUACGAAAAGUGAGAAAGAACGAAGCGCCGAGGUUAGGAUGAGGUCGUCUUCUAGAUCUAGUACCGAAAUGGCACCAUCGACGGAAUUUAAGAACCCGCAAUCUUCAACACAGUCGGAAACUAAAACAGAGUACACUUGUGAUUUGUGCAACAAGAAAUUCGACACAAAGUUGUCCAAUUCGCAACACAAAUUGACGCAUCUCAAGCAAGCCUCGUUAAAGCUGAAAAAGAUAACUGUUCCAAUUGUUAAAGAGAAGUCGGAAGCGGAAGUCAAUUUGCAAGACGACAAAAGUUCCAAAAAAGCGACGUCGCAUCGUUCCAAGAGAACUGCAUCCGACAGACACAUCAACGAUCCGUCGGAGGACAUCGCUAUCAAUAUCGAGGAUGAUACCGAUGACGAGGAGCUCGUUAGUUUAUCCAGAAGAAAAGAGAAAAUAGAACUGAGAAAAAAUGCAUGUGAUGAAGACAGUGACAAACCGGAUGUAUCAAAGAGUGAGUCGCGUGUAGAGAAAGAAUCUGCGGACGAUGGAAACUCUGAAACGAAAGAGUUUGAACAAUGCGAAGAAUCGACAGUCGUGACAGACGAAACGAUAAAUAUAGAAGACGAAGGUAGUAGAAAUAAAGAAGUAAGGGAUAAACGUACGACGAACGAAGAUGAGAUAUCGACAAGUAGGGACAAUGAUAAUUCCAAGAACAAAGACACGGAAACAACUGUUGCUGUAUCGGAGGAGAGAAAUGUAGAUAAGGCGGAUGAUAAAGAUAUAGAGAAUGAAACGGAAAGUUCUUUUGUAGAAAAAGAAAAGACUAUUAGUAAAUGCAAUAGCAGAGACAAUCUUCAGGAGGAAAUAACGCUGGAUAGAGAAACUAGUAGAUCUCCAAUUUUAUUAAUUCAUAAAAGAAGCAAAGAUAAUAAAAAUUAUAGUGAAAGUUGCAAGAAUAAUUUAGAAAAAAACUCAAAUGAUAACGAAGAGAUAAUAGAAGAGCCAGAGAUAAUACAAAACGAUUCAACAGAUGAGUCUUUGAAGAAAGAUACAAAAGCGUUAGAAGAAAACAUCCAAAAAGAUUUGCCGAAUAACGUAACGGAAGCGUUGAGCGACAGCAAAAGAGAUUCGGAUGAUGACAUAAUAAUAAACGAAGAUAUAAUAAUGAAUGAAGUAAAUGAAAUUGAGGAAUUAAAGGAAAAUCAACAAGAUAGGUCUAAUGAAGAAAGUAUGGAAGUCGAAAUGAUUGUGGACAAAUUUAGCAGUGUAGAAGACAUUGUUAAUGCAGAUAUUUCAAAUGGUGAAAGACAUGAUGAUAUACUAGAUGAUAAUGACGAAGCCGACGUCACGGUAGUAGUAAAUAGCGAUAGCUUUGACGACAAAGUGAAACAUAAAAUCACAGAUAAAACGAUCCUAACAGACGACUCGAAAGAGGAAAACCAAUUGGAUGAAGAAAUAAAGGAGCUUGAGGAAUUGGUUGAUGAUAAUAUAGUGAAUAACAAGCAUGAGGCACAUGAGAAUUUCACUUGUGUCUCGGACAACAACUCAGUGGAUGUGGCAACCGAGAUAUUGAAGGAAGUGUUUGAUCUCGCUGCUGCCGAGGUGCAGCAUCGAGAGGAUACUACUAACGUGAAGAACCUGACCGAAAUCGAAAUGGAGACGCUGGAGAACAUAUCACGCGAGAUACGAAAGAGCGCCGAUAUGCCGUCUUUAGAUCCGAUCAACAUGAUGGACAUAGAUGACGACAAUGACAUCACGUUGAACUAAUUGUGCCUGUGGCGAACAAUCACUAUUGUACAUUCUGUCCUAUUUUUUAUGCGAGAAAUUUUAUUUUCAUCGCGUAUCUAUUUGCAGUCACGUGGGAUGAACUAUAUUGAUUGAAAUCGAAAAAAGUCCCGUAUCGCUGGAUAUUUAUGGACGUAUAUAUUUUUUCGCAAACUUUUCAAUAAGCUGAAGUUUGUAAGGUAAUUCGCACUUCAUAUUCCUUAUAUUAGACGAAGAAAGUUGUAGAAACUGCAACAAUUAGGUGGUUCCGAGUCAAAUUUGCAAAAUUUUUGUUAACUUAUAUUGUUUAAGAAUAGCUUCGUUAAGUAUUAAAGAUAGUUGGAUAUUAUAGUAGCAUUGACUUCACAGUUUUUCAUAUGACAGAUAAACCAUAAAGCUAUGCUGUAGAAUUUUCUUGCAUUGAAUGCAAAAACAACUAAUUUGUUGUAAAAUUAAGACUUAAAAUUAAACUUGUGUUUUAAUUAUACAUAUAUAUAGUGUGAUAAUAUAUAUAUAUAUUAAGAUAAUAUAAUUUUAUAUAUAUAUAUAUUAAGAUACAGGACAAAUAUAGAUUAAUACUAUAAAGAUGUGUAUAAUAAUUUGUCAAAAAUCGAUGUAACACAUUUUGUUUAUAUACUGCAUGUAAUAACAAGUUUCUGUCGAUCAAGUUUUAGUAUAAAGGCGUGAAUAAUCGUAAGUAAUCACGUAAAUAAAUUAAAAAAAAUUUUGAAUGGAACUGUAAAAAGGUUUUGAAGAACAAAUGUUAACACUAAUUAUCAAUACUGUUAUAUAAUGAACACAAAAUUCUGUAAAGUUUUAAUGAUAAAUUGCAAAGUGUCAAUGUAGUAAUAAC
Messenger RNA from Monomorium pharaonis (pharaoh ant), 4607 nucleotides. RefSeq names its product COPII coat assembly protein SEC16. Gene Ontology annotation, molecular function: zinc ion binding. The record is from RefSeq and is a predicted model, not a curated record. Lineage: Eukaryota; Metazoa; Arthropoda; Insecta; Hymenoptera; Formicidae. Gene Ontology annotation, cellular component: nucleus. The coding region runs from base 533 to 3757 and encodes 1074 amino acids. The transcript has 4 exons.